Boeremia exigua is the source of this 690-nucleotide messenger RNA. Its product is annotated as heterokaryon incompatibility protein-domain-containing protein. Lineage: Eukaryota; Fungi; Ascomycota; Dothideomycetes; Pleosporales; Didymellaceae. Bases 1 to 690 code for a protein of 229 amino acids. The transcript is spliced from 3 exons. The record is from RefSeq and is a predicted model, not a curated record.
AUGCGUCUUCUUAAGCUGCUGGAUGAACACGCGUUCAUUUUGACCGAGUUCACGGGCAGCAGCCUGCCUCCGUAUGCAAUUCUUUCGCACACAUGGGGCAUUGGCGAUGAGGAAGUUACUUACCAGGAUAUGAAAAGUGGCGUGGGUCGGGACAAGGUCGGGUACAGCAAGCUCACUUUCUGCGCAAAGCUGGCCCGACAAGAUGGGCUGGAGUACUUCUGGGUCGACACAUGCUGCAUUGAUAAGUCGAGCAGUGCAGAGCUUUCGGAAGCCAUUAAUUCGAUGUUCAAAUGGUAUAGAGAAGCCGCGCAAUGCUACGUGUAUCUCUCGGACGUGAUAGCAGAUGGUUUUACUCGAGGAUGGACACUGCAAGAACUCCUGGCCCCCAAAUCUGUACGUUUCUUCACUACAGAUGCUGAGUGUAUUGGAACAAGGGAGUCCCUUCUCCAGCCUAUUCAGAUUGCGACUGGAAUAGCACUAGGUGCUCUCGAGGGACAACCUUUGGACCAGUUCAGCAUCGAGGCGCGAUUCUCCUGGGCAGAGCGACGGCAAACUACGCGGGAGGAAGAUGAGGCCUACUCUAUGCUUGGUAUCUUCGGCGUGUUUCCACCUCAGAUCUAUGGCGAAGGGAGACUGAGCGCCCUGAGGCGACUUCGAAAGGAAAUCAAGUCUGAGAAAACGCCCCUUUGA